AUGGCCGAACGUCCACCCUUAAUCACCCCUACAUUUUGCGAUCUACCGACCCAGAGACUCUAUGUAGUCUCUUCAUUCAUCCUCAUCCAAGCUUACAAAUUGAUCCAGUUUCUCGAUGUGAUUUGGUCGGGUUCAAUCAACGAGAGAAGAAGAUUAUGGGUCUACUGGAGCUUCAUUGAUGCCUUUUUGAUCGGCUUCUUGAUACCUUUUCUUCGGAUACCUCGUCUAAGAUACAAUAUCAUCCAGAGAUCGCUGAUCAUCAGCUCACUCGUAUUCGUAAAUUGGUUGUUUGUCGGUAACUGGCAUCUCCAGUUUGGCUUUCUAUGGGCCAUUCUUCCGAGGUCGAUCAAAAAUUUAUUCAACUAUCAAACAGCGAUCAUGGAAUACAAGGUCCGACUGAAUGACGUCAUUAGCCCAUCUUCUCACAUACUUGGAAAGCACACUAUUCACAUUCUGCCCCAUAGCACGGCAAAACUAAAUCCUUCAAGCCAAUGCUUUUGUUUAUCAGCUGCAGUCCGGUCCGCCUUUGUUUCGAUUCCGAUCCUCUUCAACAACUCAAUCCCCCAUCUACUUCAGUAUUCAGUCAUGAACUUUACAACCGGUGAAAAAUCGUUGAGAAAUGUGACCCAUGCUCAACUGCAACCACUUACGAAGCAGAAGAACCCUCAAAAAAGUCUUGAAGAUUGGUUGGAAGAUGAAGAAGGUGACUUACCUCUCAAUAAUGACAAUCAGGCUCAGUCGAACCAAAAUUCUCGCUCGAGACCGCAACAGUCAAUAUCUUCAGGCGAGCUCAAAUUGAGUCCAACCCAGCACCUUUACAAUCUAGAUAUAAAUAACAUCGGUGUUAUACGACUAGAAAGAGUUCUCGACAAGGAGAACAUGGACAUUCGCAUAGCGCGCACUGAAGCGUUGGUUGUGGAAUGUCCUCGUGCCAGUUUCGCGAUAGAUCCCGCCGCUAGUAGCGAGAAGAAGUUCACACCAUGGCCGUCUGCAACCGGAUCAAAAGAGGACCAUAAGUGUAUUGGUGAUACCGAAAACUUUGGGCUGGUGGUCAAGGGCCUUGCUCCAUUAUCCUUAACAUAUCAGCAGAUCGUCAACGGACAGCGGAAACUGGUCAAAUUAGAGGGUAUCACCUCUGGUGAAUUUUUUACCCCAUUAACUUCGAUCGAUACCUCUACGCUGGCCGAGAAGUUAUCGAUCUCCAAUCGUCCUGAAUACACUUGGGCUGAAAGUCACUCAAUCGAAAUCCCCUUGAACGUCAGCUUGACGACACCGGGUCAACAUACUUAUCAACUCGACAGCUUGAAGGACGCAUGUGGACAUCGGUUUGAUUUUGAAAAAGUACGAGAAGCCUCUUCGAUGUUUGCGCGGCAAGAAUAUAUCGAUUCCAAAAGCGUAAAAGUGCACUCGAGAGGCCAAAUUAGUUUUAUCGACUGUGGCAACACAGACGAUGAGCCUUUGCGAUUGCUACAAGGAAAAAGUGUUUCUCUAAGAAUGGCGAUCCAGCAACAAAGCGAUAUGCCCGAUCCACCGUGGAAGGUGGGAAUUUCUUACCAGCCUAGCAAAUCAUCCACCCUCUCGGGAACAAAACCUCCGAGCGCUUGGAUGAAAGAGCUGACUUUCAAUGACCGAGAGCAAACGUUUUCGGCAAGGGAAGCUGGUGUGUACGAAAUCGUUUCUUUACAAGGAAAGUAUUGUCAGGGCGACAUGCUAGUUCCUUCCAUAUGUUCAGUUAUCGAACAACCGACUCCAACGAUUGAUCUAAAUUUCACGUCGAUUACCGAUAAGUGCUCCGGAGAGAUCGGACUUCAAGCAAAUUUUCUCUUAACAGGAAAACCGCCGUUUAAGCUCCAUUAUCUUAUAUCUCAAGUGGGAAGACAACCACAAGCGAAGGUCAAAGUUGUCCAACACAGCCGGGAUGAACUUCUUAUCCAGCCAGACUCGCCUGGACAGUUUGAAUACAGCUUUAUUCGCUUAGAUGACCAGUAUUACCAAGGCGUUGAAAUUGUUGGGAAGACGAUUAAGCAAACCGUCCACCCGCUCGCUCAUGCACGAUUCGUCCGAGGAGGCAAGGAUGAGAACAUAUGGAGCUGUAGUGGCGAAAGCGUCGAGGCGCACAUUGAGCUUAGAGGUGCCCCGCCAUACAGCGUUGCUUAUCAGAUCUUGGGAGAGGAGCCGAAAGUCAUUGGUGGAAUUUCAACAAGUUAUGCUACUUUAGACAUUGCGAUCCCCCAGAGAUACAUCAAAAAAGGCGGGAGCUUCAUCGUCACACUCAUUAGUAUCACAGACGGGAACGGAUGCUUGAGGAACUUGACUGUGUCAGAUUUGAACAUUGAAGUCCAUCGCACAAAGCCGACAUUGAAAUUUUACGGUUCUGAGAACGAGCGAAAGAUUGUGGCGCGUGAGGGCGAUAUGGUCGGUUUUCCUAUGCGCCUUACUGGGAAUGGACCUUGGACGAUUGAAUACAUCCAUAAUGACUCGAAUCGACCGAUCACCAAAGUGGUUCACGGCUCAAACGACGACCUCCUUGUGGAUCGAGCUGGUAAAUAUACGCUCACAAGCGUUCAUGAUCGACAUUGCCCCGGUACAGUCGAGAACCCAACCUUUUAUUUGGAGUGGAUACCCAAACCCAGUUUGAUGAUCUCUCCUCACAACUCUGGUGACCUUAUUCGUGGUGUUUGGAUAAAACCGGCAGUCUGUGAAAUGUCAGAUGACAGCAUAGAAUUGUCACUUGAAGGAACGCCUCCUUUUUCUGUCAACUAUUCGGUGCUUCGCAAGCCUCUCGGAAGAGGUGAAAAAGCCGUGCAGCAGUCUAAAACGAUUCAAAUCCUGAAGGCUAGUGGCACACUCCCGAUGCAGACAUUGGAACCCGGUCAAUACGUCUAUACAAUUCAUAGUUUGAACGAUCACAUUUACAACACACCAAGCUCGUCUGGCCUAUUGAAUUCACAAAGGAGUGGAGACAUUCAGCUGCAACAAGAAGUUCUUGCUUCGCCACAAGGCCUUCUCAACAUUUUACCCCGGACGACUUACUGCGUCGAAGAAAGCUUGUCGGCACAGGCCAACAAGGGUGUUAAGAUUGAGUUGACGGGUAAAGCACCAUUUCAAGUAGAGAUUGAAGUGAAAAACCAAGCGACUCAAAUUUCAGAAAACUUCAAGCUUCAGUUAGAAUCCAAAUCGAGCCUGUUGGAUUUGCCUUACAAGUUCAGCUCCGCUUCGCCACAUUCGAUCAAGAUCAAAUCAUUAGAGGAUUCAAGUAAAUGUAAAUCAAUCGCCCCUUCAAUCGGAACCUUAUCGGAUAGUUUUAAACAGAAUGAUUCACGAUCGCCAGUGACGAUCGAAGUUGCAGAGAUUGCGUCCAUCAAACCAAUCAAUAACAAACCCUACUACUGUGUAGGAGAAAAUCUAGAAUUCUUGCUGAAAGGAUCUCCGCCUUGGUUGAUCAAAUAUGAGUUCAAUGGGCACCAAUCGAAAAUCAACGUCAACUCCCAAUCACAGUCGAAGUUUUCUAGACUGGCGCAAGAACCCGGACUGUUUAAAUUAUUGGAAAUCUCUUCCUCAUCGUCCGCCAGUUCGAUAGCUUCCGGUGGUCACAACAGUCAUAACGAUAUUUGCAAUUCUAGAUUGAAUUUCGAGCGUGCUAUCAAACCUUUGCCUGUUGUUAAAAUCUCGUCUGGUCGAUAUUUCAUUGAAGAUAUCAGGGAAGGUGAUCAAUCCGAGAUAACUUUUACAUUUGAAGGAACUCCGCCUUUUGCAUUUACAUACGUGAGAACCGUAUCAGAUGACUCCGGGUCAUCUGCAUCUUCAUCGAAAAAAUCCAACGAGAAUGCUAAGAUCAAGAAGAGUGGCGGUAGCGGUGAACGGAUCUUAGAAUCCAAGACGAUCACUGAUAUCUAUGAAUACAGUUAUUCCAUAUUCACCAAGCAAGAAGGUACUUGGUCUGUUACCUUUAUUCAGGAUGCCUUCUGCUCAUUUCCUCCUUUUUCGAAAGAGUGA
Molecule: messenger RNA, 3996 nt
Organism: Puccinia triticina
Lineage: Eukaryota; Fungi; Basidiomycota; Pucciniomycetes; Pucciniales; Pucciniaceae
Exons: 7
Coding region: 1-3996 (1331 amino acids)
Biological process (GO): nuclear pore organization; protein import into nucleus
Cellular component (GO): nuclear pore transmembrane ring
Molecular function (GO): structural constituent of nuclear pore
Source: RefSeq, a predicted model, not a curated record